CACCAUGGCUGCUUACGACGACACCAAGGACCUAGCCGCGACGGGCAUCACGCCCGUCGUCGACUCGCACGGCGACGUCGAGUCCCAGCCCGAUAACACCAAGUACGACACGCUCGUCGACGUGAACACGGGGUUGUACGAUGGUGUCCACCGUGGUAUGGAGCAGCGCCACCUGCAGAUGUACGCUCUCGCGGGCACGCUCGGCACCGGCCUCUUCCUGACCUCGGGCAAGGCGAUCUCGCACGGCGGUCCCGCCGGCGCACUGCUCGCAUACAUCACCAUGGGCGCGAUCAUCUUCUCCAUGAACGUCUGCCUGGGCGAGAUGGCAACCUACGCGCCCAUCUCGGGCGGAUACCUGCACUUUGCCGAGCGGUGGCUGCACCCGUCGGUCGGCUUCGCACUCGGCUGGCAGGGCGUGCUGGGCGGCUGUGUCUCCAACGCCUCCGAGGUCGUCGCGGCGGCCAUCCUUAUUUCAUUCUGGGACACCAACUUCAGCACGGCGCACCAGGUCGGCUACAUCAUCGCCUUGAUCGUCGUGUGCGGCGUCAUCAACUUCCUCGGCGUGCGGUGGUUCGGCGAGAGCGAGUUCUGGUUCGCGCUCAUCAAGAUUGCGCUCAUCGUCGGCCUUAUCCUCGCUGGCUUGAUCGUCGACCUCGGCGGCGGACCGAACCAUGACCGCAUCGGCUUCAGGUACUGGAAGGACCCCGGAGCGUUCAACGCGUACGUCGUGCCCGGGAGCACGGGCAAGUUCCUCGGCUGGUUCGCGAACUUGAUUACUGCGGCGUACUCGUUCUCGGGCAUCGAGUUCAUCGGCAUGGCUGCUGCCGAGGUCAAGAACCCGCGCGUGUCGAUCCCCAAGGCCGUCCGCCGCCUGUUCAUCCGCCUCACGCUCUUCUACGUGCUCGGCAUCUUGAUCGUCGGCAUGCUCGUGCCCUCCAACGACCCCAAGCUGCUCCAGUCGACCGGGACGGCCGCGUCGUCGCCGUUCGUCCUUGCCUUCUCGCGCGCCGGCAUCAAGGUGCUUCCUUCUAUCAUCAACGCCGCGGUGCUCACCUCCGCCAUCUCGGCCUGCUCGACCGGUAUCUUCAACUCGUCGCGUAAGCUGUACGGUCUCGCGCUCCGUGGCCAGGGCCCGUCCAUCUUCGCGCGCACCACCGCCAAGGGCCUGCCGUGGGUGGCCGUCUCGUUCGUGUCCUUCUGGAUGCUGCUCGCCUUCCUCUCGCUCUCGGACGGUUCCAACGCUGCGCUCGAGUGGCUGUCCAACAUCACCACCCUGGCGUCGUUCAUCAACUGGAUGGCCAUUGCCGCGACGUUCAUUCGUUUCAAGAAGGGCCUCGAGGCGCAGGGCAUCGACCGCAAGUCGCUCCACUACUACUCGAGCCUGCAGCCCUUCCACGCGUGGUUCUGCCUCAUCGCCCUGUCGAUCAUCGUCUUCUUCUCGGGAUGGAAGGUCUUCAUCCACGGCCACUGGUCGGCCCCGUCGUUCGUGUCCAACUACCUCAACCUGCCAUUCUUCUUCGUGCUCAUGGCCGGCUAUGCGCUCUUCAAGCGUGACCCCUGGCUCCGUCCUGACCAGCUCGACUUCUUCUCCAACAUCCCCACGGACGACGAGGUCGCGUACGAGGAGCCGCCUCCCAAGAACGCCUUUAUGAAGGUGGUCAACUACGUCUUCACUUAGGCGGGAGACGGAGGACGUCGGGUGUUGGUUGGCGUUAGAUGCGGAGCGCUAGUGGUGCUCGUACGGGCAGUCGCCCAUUGUAUGAAUCUGGUUCAAGGGUUA
Messenger RNA from Vanrija pseudolonga, 1780 nucleotides. RefSeq names its product Dicarboxylic amino acid permease. The record is from RefSeq and is a predicted model, not a curated record. Gene Ontology annotation, molecular function: amino acid transmembrane transporter activity. Bases 5 to 1678 code for a protein of 557 amino acids. Gene Ontology annotation, biological process: amino acid transmembrane transport. Gene Ontology annotation, cellular component: membrane. The transcript is spliced from 3 exons. Lineage: Eukaryota; Fungi; Basidiomycota; Tremellomycetes; Trichosporonales; Trichosporonaceae.